Molecule: messenger RNA, 7870 nt
Organism: Nannospalax galili (Upper Galilee mountains blind mole rat)
Lineage: Eukaryota; Metazoa; Chordata; Mammalia; Rodentia; Spalacidae
Gene: Ubr3
Product: ubiquitin protein ligase E3 component n-recognin 3
Exons: 38
Coding region: 1-5445 (1814 amino acids)
Biological process (GO): ubiquitin-dependent protein catabolic process via the N-end rule pathway; protein ubiquitination
Cellular component (GO): cytoplasm; ubiquitin ligase complex
Molecular function (GO): zinc ion binding; ubiquitin protein ligase activity
Source: RefSeq, a predicted model, not a curated record
AUGGCGGCGGCCGCUGCCGCGGCGGCCGUCGGAGGGCCGCAGCCGCCCCAGCCCGAGGUGUCAGCGCAGGGGCUGGCCCUAGACAAGGCGGCCACCGCGGCUCACCUGAAGGCCGCCCUCAGCCGCCCGGACAACCGUGCGGGCGCGGAGGAGCUGCAGGCGCUGCUGGAGCGGGUGCUGAACGCAGAGCGGCCGCUGGCCGGGGCUACGGGCGGCGAGGAGGCGGCCGGCGGCGGCGGGCCGGGCGCAGCCGAGGAGGACGCCCUGGAGUGGUGUAAGUGCCUUCUGGCCGGCGGCGGCGGCUUCGACGAGUUCUGCGCGGCCGUGCGGGCCUACGACCCUGCGGCCCUCUGCGGCCUGGUCUGGACUGCCAACUUCGUGGCCUACCGCUGCCGGACGUGCGGCAUCUCUCCCUGCAUGUCGCUGUGCGCCGAGUGCUUCCACCAGGGCGACCACACCGGGCACGACUUUAACAUGUUCCGCAGCCAGGCCGGGGGCGCCUGCGACUGCGGGGACAGCAACGUGAUGCGGGAGAGUGGGUUUUGCAAAAGACAUCAGAUUAAAUCAAGUUCAAAUAUUCCCUGUGUCCCCAAAGACUUAUUGAUGAUGUCUGAAUUCGUCCUUCCAAGAUUUAUUUUUUGUCUUAUUCAGUACUUAAGAGAAGGCUAUAAUGAACCAGCAGCUGAUGUACCAUCAGAAAAAGACCUUAACAAAAUCCUUCAGCUUUUGGAACCUCAAAUCUCCUUUUUAGAAGAUCUAACUAAAAUGGGAGGAGCAAUGAGGUCUGUUCUUACUCAGGUUUUAACAAACCAACAGAACUACAAAGAUCUGACUUCUGGUCUUGGAGAAAAUGCUUGUGCAAAGAAAAGUCAUGAAAAAUACCUUAUAGCUUUGAAGAGCUCUGGCCUCACAUAUCCUGAGGAUAAGCUUGUAUAUGGUAUGCAGGAACCAUCUGCUGGUACUAGCACUCUGGCAGUUCAAGGUUUUACAGGUGCUACAGGAGCAUUGGGACAGGUAGAUUCUUCAGAUGAGGAGGACCAGGAUGGAAGUCAAGGCUUGGGCAAGAGAAAGAGGGUAAAGCUGAGCAGUGGCACCAAAGAUCAAUCCAUAAUGGAUGUUUUGAAACAUAAAAGUUUUCUAGAAGAAUUAUUGUUUUGGACAAUCAAGUAUGAAUUUCCCCAGAAGAUGGUAACUUUCUUACUCAGUAUGCUUCCAGAUCAAGAGUAUAAGGUUGCUUUUACAAAAACUUUUGUUCAGCAUUAUGCUUUCAUUAUGAAAACACUGAAGAAAAGUCACGAAUCAGACACAAUGUCUAACAGAAUUGUGCAUAUUAGUGUUCAGUUGUUCAGCAAUGAGGAGCUAGCCAGACAGGUGACAGAAGAAUGUCAGCUCCUGGACAUCAUGGUCACUGUGCUGUUGUACAUGAUGGAAAGCUGCCUUAUUAAAAGUGAGCUGCAAGAUGAAGAAAAUAGUUUACAUGUGGUGGUGAACUGUGGAGAAGCCUUACUGAAGAAUAACACUUACUGGCCUCUUGUUAGUGAUUUUAUUAAUAUUCUUUCUCAUCAAAGUGUGGCUAAAAGGUUUUUGGAGGACCACGGUUUGUUAGUCACAUGGAUGAACUUUGUAUCUUUCUUUCAAGGCAUGAACUUGAACAAACGAGAACUGAAUGAACAUGUGGAAUUUGAGUCUCAGACCUACUAUGCUGCCUUUGCUGCUGAACUUGAGGCCUGUGCACAGCCAAUGUGGGGGCUCUUAUCACAUUGCAAAGUUAGGGAAACUCAAGAGUAUACGCGAAAUGUUGUAAGAUACUGCCUUGAAGCUCUUCAAGACUGGUUUGAUGCUAUUAACUUUGUAGAUGAGCCAGCUCCUAACCAAGUCACUUUUCACCUGCCACUGCAUCGUUACUAUGCUAUGUUUUUGAGUAAGGCUGUGAAAUGUCAAGAACUAGAUUUGGAUUCUGUUUUACCAGAUCAGGAAAUGUUAAUGAAACUAAUGAUUCACCCACUUCAAAUUCAGGCAAGUCUUGCUGAAAUUCACAGCAACAUGUGGGUAAGAAAUGGUCUGCAAAUCAAAGGACAAGCCAUGACCUAUGUCCAGUCUCAUUUCUGCAAUUCCAUGAUUGAUCCUGACAUUUAUCUAUUACAGGUUUGUGCUUCUAGACUUGACCCAGAUUAUUUUGUAUCAUCUGUCUUUGAAAGAUUUAAGGUGGUAGACUUAUUGACAAUGGCUUCUCAACAUCAGAAUACAGUACUUGAUGCAGAGCAUGAGAGAUCAAUGUUAGAAGGCGCACUUACGUUUCUUGUGAUUCUUUUGAGUCUUCGUUUACAUUUAGGAAUGUCUGAUGAUGAGAUUCUCAGAGCAGAGAUGGUAGCCCAGUUGUGUAUGAAUGACAGGACACACAGCUCUUUGCUGGACCUCAUUCCAGAAAAUCCCAACCCCAAAAGUGGCAUUAUCCCUGGAAGUUAUAGCUUUGAAUCAGUUUUAUCAGCUGUAGCGGAUUUUAAGGCUCCUGUUUUUGAACCUGGAGGUUCAAUGCAACAAGGCAUGUAUACUCCCAAAGCUGAAGUCUGGGAUCAGGAAUUUGACCCCGUCAUGGUCAUUCUUCGAACAGUUUACCGCAGAGAUGUGCAGUCUGCAAUGGACAGAUAUACAGCCUUUUUAAAGCAGAGUGGAAAGUUUCCUGGCAAUCCCUGGCCUCCAUAUAAGAAAAGGACAUCACUCCACCCUAGCUAUAAAGGUCUCAUGAGACUUUUGCAUUGUAAAACUUUACACAUUGUGUUAUUCACUCUGCUUUACAAGAUUCUGAUGGAUCAUCAAAAUCUGUCAGAACAUGUGCUCUGCAUGGUUUUAUAUCUGAUUGAAUUAGGACUUGAAAAUUCUGCUGAGGAUGAAUCUGAGGAAGAGGUAUCAGUGGGUGGACCAGAACGUUGUCAUGACAGCUGGUUCCCUGGCAGUAACUUAGUAUCCAACAUGCGACACUUUAUAAACUAUGUUAGGGUGAGAGUUCCAGAGACUGCUCCUGAAGUGAAGAGAGACUUACCUGCAAGCACUAGCUCUGACAGCCUGGGUUCUUUACAAAAUUCUGGUACAGCUCAAGUUUUCAGCUUAGUAGCAGAGCGUAGAAAGAAGUUUCAGGAGAUCAUCAAUCGCAGUAGCAGUGAAGCAAAUCAGGUGGUCCGCCCCAAAACGUCAAGUAAAUGGUCAGCUCCUGGUUCAGCUCCCCAGUUAACCACAGCCAUUUUGGAAAUUAAGGAAAGCAUAUUGUCUUUGCUAAUUAAACUCCACCACAAACUCUCAGGAAAACAAAACUCCUACUAUCCUCCUUGGCUUGAUGACAUAGAAGUUUUAAUCCAGCCAGAAGUCCCUAAAUACAACCAUGGGGAUGGUAUAACUGCAGUAGAAAGAAUUUUGCUAAAAGCUGCAGUGCAAAGCAGAAUGAACAAACGCAUCAUUGAAGAGAUAUGCAGGAAAGUGACUCCUCCUGUGCCACCCAAAAAAGUCACUGCCACAGAGAAGAAAACUCUAGACAAGGAGGAAAGGCGACAAAAGGCUAGAGAGAGGCAGCAGAAAUUGCUUGCAGAGUUUGCCUCACGACAGAAAAGCUUUAUGGAAACUGCAAUGGAUGUUGAUUCUCCUGAGAAUGAUGUUCCUAUGGAUAUUUCCACAGCAGAACCUCAAGUUUCUGAGGCUAUCUAUGACUGUGUUAUUUGUGGACAGAGUGGCCCUUCCUCUGAAGACCGACCUACAGGGUUAGUUGUACUGUUACAAGCAUCAUCAGUUUUAGGACAGUGCCGUGACAAUGCUGAGCCAAAAAAGUUGCCAAUCACUGAAGAGGAGCAGAUUUACCCUUGGGACACAUGUGCAGCAGUUCACGAUGUGAGGCUUUCAUUAUUACAACGUUAUUUUAAGGAUAGUUCUUGUCUUUUGGCAGUAUCAAUUGGCUGGGAAGGAGGUGUUUAUGUGCAAACUUGUGGCCAUACAUUGCAUAUAGAUUGUCAUAAAUCCUAUAUGGAAUCGUUACGGAAUGACCAGGUUCUUCAGGGCUUCUCAGUGGACAAAGGAGAAUUCACAUGCCCCCUCUGUAGACAGUUUGCUAACAGUGUUCUUCCUUGUUAUCCUGGAAGCAACAUGGAAAAUAACUUUUGGCAACGUCCUAGUAACAAAAGCGUACGAGAUCUCAUAAAGGAAGUGGAGGAACUGCAGGGACGGCCAGGAGCUUUCCCAGUAAGCAUCAGUUCAGAAACCAACUUAAGUAAAGAAAUGGAAUCUGUUAUGAAGGAUAUAAAAAAUACCACUCAGAAGAAAUACCGAGACUAUAGCAAGACCCCAGGCUCACCAGACAAUGAUUUUCUCUUUAUGUACUCUGUUGCAAGAACAAAUUUAGAACUUGAAUUGAUUCAUCGAGGAGGUAGUCUAUGCUCAGGUGGUGCAAGCGCAGCUGGCAGAAGAUCUUGUUUGAAUCAGCUGUUCCAUGUAUUAGCCUUGCACAUGAGGCUUUAUACGAUUGACUCUGAGUAUAAUCCCUGGAAAAAACUCACUGAGGUAGUAGAAGAGAUAAAUUCACAGCUGGGAAGUGAAGAGCAGCAGCCUGAAGUUCCAAUUCUUUAUCAUGAUGUGACAUCCCUUCUGCUGAUCCACAUCUUAAUGAUGCCACAACCCUUACGCAAAGAGCACUUCACCUGCAUUGUGAAAGUACUUUUCACCCUACUCUAUACACAGGCUCUUGCAGCACUUUCAGUUAAGUGCAGUGAAGAAGACAGGUCAGCCUGGAAGCACAUCGGAGCUCUUAAGAAGAAUAAAUCUGAUGCAGAAAAGUCUUACGAAGUAUUGCUGAGCUUUGUUAUAAGUGAACUAUCCAAAGGAAAGUUAUACUAUGAAGAAGGAGCUCAGGAGUGUGCAAUGGUUGGUCCUAUUGCUUGGUCUCCCGAGUCCAUGGAAAAGUACUUACAGGACUUCUGCUUACCUUUCCUCAGAAUCUCCAGCCUUCUUCAGCACCACCUUUUUGGGGAAGAUUUACCUAGUUGCCAGGAAGAAGAAGAAUUUUCAGUUCUUGCCAGCUGCCUGGGACUUCUGCCAACCUUUUACCAAACAGAUCAUCCAUUCAUCAGUGCCUCCUGUCUGGAUUGGCCGGUUCCAGCAUUUGACAUUAUAACUCAGUGGUGUUUUGAGAUAAAGUCAUUUACUGAGAGACAUGCAGAACAAGGAAAGGCCUUACUUAUCCAAGAGUCAAGAUGGAAAUUACCACACCUGUUACAGUUGCCUGAGAAUUAUAACACCAUAUUUCAGUACUACCAUAGAAAAACCUGUAGCGUGUGCACAAAGGUUCCCAAAGACCCAGCUGUCUGCCUUGUUUGUGGCACUUUUGUGUGCCUGAAAGGACUUUGCUGCAAGCAACAGAGUUACUGUGAAUGUGUAUUGGCGAGGCAAACCUCUCUACAUUUGUAAGGAGCGAUACAAAGUUCUUGAGCAACAGUGGAUUUCUCAUACUUUUGAUCACAUCAAUAAAAGAUGGGGCCCACAUUACAAUGGGCUGUGACACCUCAGCAAUGCAUUAUAUUAUCAUUUUCAUUAAGAAUUGGUUUAAUCAACAAUAAGCUUUAAUUUAAUUUGGGGAAAAUAAUACUUUUGCUGAGGGAUAAAAAGAAACAUACAUUAUGAAGCCUUUCCAAAAUUAGGUGCUUGUAACUACGUUAAUGAUAUAAUAAUUUUUUCAAGUAUCUGGACAACAAAUAAGUUAAAUCAUUCUUCAGUGGUCAUUUUUAAGUGCACAACUAAUAAAAAGCACAACUUGUCCACAAAAAUCAUUCAGAAAUGAUUUUUCCCUACAAUGCAUAUCAGCUAUUCACUGAUAGAGUAAAUGUGAUUUAUUUGAAAUUUUAUUGCUCUUUCUGUUUUAAUUUGCAUCUUCUUAAUAUAAUGCAUCUUUUUCUCUGUCAUUCUUGUAUUGAUUUGAGAUUUUUGCUGUAUGUAAUUAGAAAAAUGUAAAACAUGAUUUAUGUGAAAUAUUGUAUAGUAAAAGUUGGUCUAAUAGUAGAACUUUAAAUUUUUUCUUAUUGUGAGGAAUCUGUUAAAAGUUUAAGGCUUUGCUGAAAACUUAAUUCAUUCUCAGGAAUUUCAUAAGUAUUCUCCCCAGGUACAUAAUCAAAAUAGCUGUAAAAUAGAUAGCUGCUGUUUAUAUAGUGCAGUAUAUUGGGGGAGGGGCAAGGCAUCUGUGGAGUUGGGGAGGUCCUUAAAAACAAAAGUUUGUGAGCUGAAGAUGUAGCUCGGUGGUAGAGUGUUUAACAUUCACAAAACCCCGAGUUUGAUCUUUUGUGCCACAAAAUAAAUAAAUAAAAAUAAAAUUUGCCAUUUCAGUUGAAUGAGAGUUAGUGACAAGCAGAUUUUACAAUAAAAUCAAAAGAUUUAAGAGCAUACACAUGGCAGAUUUUUUUAUUCUGUGCAUGUCCACUUUUUAUUACCAAAUAAGUUUUUAUUUAUAUGGUUAGACUGAAAAAUGCUCAUUCAUCCCAAGAGAGGAAUCUUAAGUUUUGGAACUUUCCUAUCAACUGUAGACGUUCAUCUGUAUUGUAUUCAUGCAGUAUAAUCACUGCUGGUUCUGUGUGGUUUCAUGGAGGGGGUGUUGAGUGAUACUGACCCUCAUGAGGUAGUCAUGCUUCUGCUUCAUAGAAACUGCUAUGAAAACCUACUUAGGUAUGCAGGGUUUUAAAAUCAGAAUGGGAAUAAUUGAGCUAAAAAUCCACUCAGUAAGGAGGGGAGGGAGAUUACAGAAAAACAUGUUAUAUAUUGGUACCAAGAUUUUUUCCCAAGUGAUUCAGUAAUUUGAUGGUUAUUUAAAACAGUACUAUCAAGCAGUUCCUAGUACUUUGGAUUUCCAUGGCUUAUUACAUAAAAUUAUGUUUUUACUUAUAAAAGUAAACUCAGAAACAUCUAAUGAUGAAAUAUAAAAAUAACAUUAGAUCCAUGUUCUAAAAGUUUUUUAAUUUCAUGGCAUUAUAGACUAUGAAAUGAAAAUUAAAUGAUGGCCUUGCAUUAAAAUAAGAAAACUGAGUAAUACAUACUCAGAUGUAUUGAAAACAUUAGAAAAUUACCUGUAGCUCUAGAAGAAAACACAUGGAAAUAGCCUGCUAUUUUUAUAUACAUUUCCAAAAUAUUAUAACUUUCCGUAAGACUAGAAUGAUUCUCUCCAAUGAAAUCACUGUUAUUUCUAACACGUUGCUACUUUUAAAAUACUGUAUCAUAAGUUCAGCCUGUUACAUAUUUUGCAUUGGUCGUUAUGAAUAUCAGACCAUUUGUAAGUGUGGUUGAAGAGCAAAAUGCUAAUUUACAUCUCUAGUAAAUACUGUUACAGGAUUCAUGAACUUGACUAAUUCUGCAGUUUGAAACUCUGAUGCUAUAUAUACAUGGUAAAAUGUAUUCAGACUUUGAUCACUACAUAUUUAAAAUGGAAUGUUUAUGAUUGUGCAUAUGGAUGUGAAGUGAAAAUAUUAGCCUUAACUUUAAAAUUUGGGUAUUUGAUAGUGUUUAUUUUGAUAUUGGUGAAUUAGUCACCGGUAAAUUUUAAAAAAGCACUUGGUUGAAAAUUGUACUUGAAUACAUAUGUGCAUGCUGCUAAACUAGAACUUUAAUUUUUUUCCCCUAACUUUUAUAAGUCCCAUUUAUAAAUCCACUUUUAAAAAUAACAGGUCCAAGUUAGAGUGAUGUGUGUAUAUUAUUCAAAAAAUGUACUGGUGUGAUAAUCUUGUAUGAAUGAUCAUUUAAAUACAGUACAUUACUGUAGAAGCUAAAUCAACCUUUAUAAUUAAGCAGAAAUUUAAAAAACUAGGAAUAAUUGACAUUGUAAGAUAUGUUAAUAAAAACCUACUGUCAUUUG